UCAUGUCUGCAUGUCUGACUUUUGAGGUUAUGUUUUUAAACGAAAAAUUGUGUUAUUUUGUCUCAGUUUCACCAUUUUCGUCGAAUUCGUGUUAGGCUUUUAGGCAUAUCAAGAUGUCCAUGGUGGUCUGCUCAAAGAUUUCAACUAACACCAGACUUUCCCCAAAAAACCAGAUCAGACACCACUACUUGUCAUCUUUGUUACCCUUUUGCUGUACCAAAGCCCAAAUUGAAGCAUUCUACUGCCAGGAUUGUGAUUUCGAGACAGAACUAACCCUCCUCUACAAACAACACCUCCAAAAACACCAUAACGUGAAAAAAAAAUUAGCAAACGACAUAAUCAUUCACAAAUUUUUUUGUGACAAGUGUGGCUUUGAAACCCAUUUCUCCAUGAAAUGGUUGCAACACGCUUCCACAUGUGUGACAACCCCAAAACCGCCACCCUCCAGCGAAAACACCAAAAAGAAAAUUUUCUCCUACAACUGUGACCAGUGCGAGCACAAGUACAAAAACAGGUCGUCACUAUACUUGCACAAAAUUUGCAAACAUGUGACCGACGACCAAGCACAUUGGUAUUGUUGUACCAUGUGUUCCUACAAAGCUAAACUAAAAGGGCAGUUGAAAGUGCACACGUAUUAUCGCCAUUUGGACGAAGAUCGCAUUAAGUGGCAUAAAUGUGUCGCUUGUCCAUACAAAACUAAACAGAAGUUCCAUUUGAAGAUACACAUGAAGGUGCAUCAUUUGGGAGAACAGGAUAUUGAAUGGUUUGAGUGUGCAAAGUGUUCGUUCAGGUCUAAACAUAAGUCGUCUUUGAAUAGUCACAUAAAUGCGCGGCAUUUGGAUGGAGAAGAUGUUAAAUGGUAUGAAUGUAAAAAGUGCAGUUUUAAGACGAAAGAAAAAUCGAAUUUAAGUCGACACAAUAUCGCGCGACAUUUGGAUGAAAAGGAUAUUAAAUGGUAUGAGUGUGAACAGUGUCCGUACAGAGCUAAAGCCAAACACCAUUUGAAGUACCAUGUGAAGGCGCGGCAUAAAAUUACCUAAUUGGAACGAUGGAGACUAUUUUUUUGCAAAUAGAAUAUGGACUGAGGAGAUGUAGAGGAAGUUAGGGGCUCAAAAAAUGGACAAGAAUAAGAAAGAAGUCAAAUGUACUAGAAUUGUUUAUUGUUAAA
Messenger RNA from Zophobas morio, 1168 nucleotides. RefSeq names its product zinc finger protein 64-like. The record is from RefSeq and is a predicted model, not a curated record. Gene Ontology annotation, molecular function: DNA-binding transcription factor activity, RNA polymerase II-specific; RNA polymerase II transcription regulatory region sequence-specific DNA binding. The coding region runs from base 114 to 1040 and encodes 308 amino acids. The transcript is spliced from 2 exons. Gene Ontology annotation, biological process: regulation of transcription by RNA polymerase II. Lineage: Eukaryota; Metazoa; Arthropoda; Insecta; Coleoptera; Tenebrionidae.